UUGAACGAAUAGUACGCGGGAAAUCAGUGAAGUCUUCAGCUGGAAAACAGAGGAGGGCUGUGUUUGAUCAAACAAAAUGAAGGUGGUUACGUGUGAGAUUGCAUGGCACAACAAAGAGCCAGUCUACAGUAUGGACUUCCAGCACAGCUCUGAUGGACGCUUCCAUCGACUGGCCACAGCUGGAGUGGACACCACAGUCAGACUGUGGCGAGUAGAAAUGGGCUCAGAUGGGAAGGCAGCAGUGGAGUUUCUGUCUAAUCUGGCCAGACACACCAAGGCUGUCAAUGUAGUGCGCUUUAGCCCUAAUGGAGAGCUGCUUGCAUCAGGAGGAGAUGAUUCUGCGAUUCUCCUGUGGAAGCUCAAUGACUGUAAGGAACCUGAGCAGGCACCUGUGUUUCAGGAGGAUGAAGAUGCUCAGCUCAACAAGGAGAGCUGGUCUGUGAUUAAGACACUAAGGGGACACAUAGAGGAUGUAUAUGACAUCUGCUGGACAGGAGAUGGAAACUUCAUGGUGUCUGGCUCUGUCGACAACACAGCUAUUAUGUGGGACAUCAACAAAGGACAGAAGCUGUGUAUCUUGAAUGAUCAUAAGAGUUACGUGCAGGGAGUGACGUGGGAUCCUCUAGGACAAUACGUCGCCACUCUCAGCUGUGACAGGACGAUGCGUGUUUACAACACUCACACCAAGAAGAAAGCUUUCUGUAUCAGUAAAAUGAGCUCUGGGCCACUUGCUGAAGGAGAGGCGAAGCAGUACCGAAUCUUCCACGAUGACAGUAUGAGGUCGUUUUUCAGACGUCUUUCAUUCACACCUGAUGGGUCUUUCCUGAUCGCCCCAGCUGGAUGUGUGGAGAUUGGAGAAAAUAUCAUCAAUACCACCUACAUCUUUUCCAGGAAGAGCCUCAAGAGGCCCAUCGCCCACUUGCCAUGUCCAUCUAAAGCUACACUGGCUGUGCGCUGCUGCCCAGUCUACUUUGAGCUAAGAACAAAGAAGGGAGAAGAUGAUUCGGUUGAGACGCUUCCCAACUUAUUCGAGUUGCCUUACCGUAUGGUGUUUGCUGUGGCUUCAGAGGACGCCAUCUUUUUGUAUGACACCCAGCAGACCAUUCCUUUCGGCCUGGUGUCCAACAUCCACUACCACACACUAAGUGAUCUUACAUGGUCUCGUGAUGGUUCCUUCCUGGCUGUGUCCUCCACAGACGGCUAUUGUUCCUUCCUGUCCUUUUUUCCUGGGGAGCUGGGCACUCCUCUGAAAGAGCCCCCCACACUGGAGAUGUUUGUCCCAAACAGUGGUGCUGAGAAAAAGAGCAAGAAGUCCUCAGCGGGCAGGACAUCGUCUCCUGGGUCCCAGCCAUCAAGCUCAGCCCCGACUCCCACAUCCCAAACUAGCAAAGACACCCCCUCUUUCACCCCCCCAGAGGAUAAGAAGAGCACGCCCAGCACCAAGUGUAAACCUCAGCCCCGGAGGAUCACUCUCAACACUCUGGAAGGUUGGGGGAAGCCUACCAGCCCUAAAACCACAGCUCCUGCUGCACCUCAGACCCCAACAGCUGCAUGCACAAGUGCUCCAUCGACUCCUCAACCACACAUUGCCCCGCUGACUCCCACCAGCUCCUCCAAAACCCAACAACGCAUCACCCCUCUCACUCCCUCCACCCCUAAAGUCCAAAAUAGCGCUAAUACUCCUGUGCCCACUACUCCCAAAGGCAUAACCACCCCAAAAGGACCCACCCCAAGGAGAGUAUCUUUGACUACAGUUGCCCUCCGGUCCCCAGCUGUGAGUUCCCUCUUCAGCACUCCCUCCUCCACUGAGAAGGCCAAACAUGAACGUCCUUCUCCACCCACUGAUCCAGUCUGCCAGCCUCCAGAGUCCAAAAGGCCAAAGACCAGUGACCCACCCACAACGUCCAGUGACACGAAGCCGUAGCGUUCAUUGGGAGCAGUGUGCUGCUGUAGGAAAAACGAUACAUCACGCAGUUAAAGACAACCACCGAGGCUCCCUGUGGAUCUAAUCCCAUAGAGCCAUAGCAUUGUGUAUAGGAUGAGGUGUAUAUGUGUCUGAACCUGAUCUAAAAAGAUAAAGCUUUCACCUCACUUAAUGUACUGUUUUAAAACAAAUGUCACUGCAGUACAAUUUUGUUGUUGCUCAUGUUCUGUAUAGCACCGUAUACAGGUGAUAAAUAUCUGUUUUAUGUUUUAUAUUUCGAUACUUAAAUGAAUUUGUAAAGAGGAAAACUUGCUCACAUUGUGUUUAAUUCACAACAAACUUUGUGCUUGUUGGUGAAUUGGUGAAAUUAAAACCGCACUCCCAACCUGAAGAAUGAAAAAAAAAAACAUGUUCCUCAAGGUUUGGUGCCUGUAUUUAGUACAUUCAUUUUUCUUAAGAUGUGACCUGCAAUUUAAGUGAAAAGCUCAGAAUUGUUGAGCAUUUAAGGCUCAUUUUCUUACUGUUUAAUAAAAUGUGAAAAAACA
Molecule: messenger RNA, 2469 nt
Organism: Solea solea (common sole)
Lineage: Eukaryota; Metazoa; Chordata; Actinopteri; Pleuronectiformes; Soleidae
Gene: chaf1b
Product: chromatin assembly factor 1, subunit B
Exons: 14
Coding region: 77-1924 (615 amino acids)
Biological process (GO): DNA replication-dependent chromatin assembly; nucleosome assembly
Cellular component (GO): CAF-1 complex; nucleus
Molecular function (GO): protein binding
Source: RefSeq, a predicted model, not a curated record